This is a messenger RNA of Rhizophagus irregularis DAOM 181602=DAOM 197198, 1000 nucleotides long. NCBI's taxonomy places the organism in Eukaryota, Fungi, Glomeromycota, Glomeromycetes, Glomerales, Glomeraceae. The record is from RefSeq and is a predicted model, not a curated record.
GUAAAUAUGUAAAUUCCGUUUGGUUAAUAAUACAACAUUUUCAAGACACCUCUUUAUUCAUCAGGAUCAAUAAAAGAGUUCUUACUGCUUCAAGUAAAUUGAAUUAUUUUGGACGUACUAAUUUCUUAGACUUCGUAUUAAAUGAGUUAUCGAAGAACUACUUUAUUUGUAGCUGGCUUUGGGUCUCAAAUCAGAGCCAGAGACUUGGCAUACGAAUUUGAAAGAUACGGUCGGUUAAUUCGUUGUGACAUUCCUGCUCCAAGAAGUUAUCAAUCGAAACCUUAUGCUUUUGUUGAAUUUGAGGAUGAACGAGACGCCGAAGAUGCUUAUUAUGAGAUGCAUGGGCGUAGGGUAUAUGGACACGCUUUGAAUAUUCAGUGGGCAAAAAAUGCACCUUCUAGAUCUUGGCGGUAUGAAGGAAGUAGUCGAAGUUCACCGCGCCGAAGUCGUCGAUCUCCAACACCACCACGUUAUAGAAGACGUCGUUCUUAUUCACGUUCUCCAAGCCGUACUCGUUCUCGAUCUCGUGGUCGUAGCCGUUCUCCUCGUUCCGACCGUCGUAGUCGCACGAGAUCUAGAACUCCUGAAAGAGACAGAACAAACGGUGAAGAUCGUACAGCUGAUGAUAGAAGGUCUAGAUCAAUAUCGCCUCCCAGAGAAGAUACUAAACGUCGUGACUCUCGUUCAGCUUCUCCUCGACCUCGUGAAGAAGCUAGGGAUAGAUCUCCAACCCCCAAUGGUCGUACUGCCACUUCUCGUUCUCAGUCAAGGAGUAGUCCACACCAUUCUCAGUCUAGUAGAAGUCCCCCACGGGAUUGAAUUACUAUUCAACAACAGAGACCUACCUUCAAUACAACGAAGAAUUGAGUGAAUUUAUACAGACUUCUUGCCAUGUAAAAUCUUCUUAAUAUUCUCUAUAUUUACAUUAUAGCUUUUGAUUUGCGGAUGAUUUGAAUAGUACAUGUAUUCUGUUCAUUAUCUUUUUAUUUUUUUUUUUUUU